UUAAAAUUUGAUCAAAAUUUGCGUUUUCACUCAAAAUGGCAAAAUAGUUUUAUGAAUAGUUGGCCAAACAAACAAAACUGAACGUACAGUCAGACUGAAGCGCAAACAGUUCAAAAAAAAGGAAAAAAAGAAAAGAAAAACAGAAAGGGAGCGAGAGAGAGAGAGAGAGAGACGCGCAGCUUGCUUAUGGCAUUUGUGGCAACUAAUGAUCAGCAUGGCAAUGAAAUAAUGCGCGUGGUGCUCAACACUGAGCCAAGGGGCAAGCGAACUGUGGCAUGUUGCCAGAAUUUGCGCAUCAACUGCGGCCCGACGGAUUUGCGCAAGGGACGCUUCGAUCAUCGGCUGCGCUUUCAUUACUUUGCGGAUGAGCAGGCGAAGCCAAAGAAGACGCAGCGCGCUGUGCUCAGCAGCAGCGCGCAAAAGCUUGAGCCAGUGACGACGCAGCGAGCAGCGCUAAGCAGCAGCGCGCAAAAGCUUAACGAGCAGCUUAACAAAAACGAGCAGCAGCAGCAGCAGCAGCAGCUACGACGCGCCAAGAGCAGCAGCGGCCAAAAGCUGCAGCGCGCCAACUCAGACAUGAGCGAAGCGCAGCAGCAGCAGCUGCAGCGCUGGCAGCGCGAAAAGUUGACAGAGCUGCGCCAGCAGCGUGCAGAGCGCAGGCUGCGCGAGCAGCAGCAGCGUGAGCGACGCCAGCAGCGACGCGAGCUUGCCGCCGAUGCUUGGGAGCAAUGGGCGGCCGAGGCGCGCCACAAGCCGCGACCAGUGCCCAUGGGGCAUGGCUUGGACUCGCUGCGUGGCACGCAGCAUGUGCACUAUGAAAAUCCAAGCAAGUGGCAAGUGGCAGCGCCGCCGCCGCAGCCAGCACCAGCUAUGCAGUCAACGUCAACGCAAACGCCAACGCCCAGACCACGAACCGGACCCGACUACAAGCGCAUUGAACGCUUAGCGCAGCCGCGACGCAUGAGCAAACCGCCACCGCUGCCAGCGCCGCCGCAGCGCGAACGUCGCCGCUCGCUGGAGCCGUCGCCAAGCAUCAUCGCUGCCAUUUGCCGCGAGCAGCGCAGCAGCUCCAUGGAGUGUUUGCAAUCGCGCGGCAAUUGGCGCAGGCGCCACAAAUCGCCGCCAGCCAACGGCGAGCAGCAAAGCAAAAAAGCGCUGCCGAACAAUUUUGAAUACAAGCGCAACUUGCUGUGCUACAAGCUGCGCGCUUGGGUCGAUGAGGGCGAAGCUCUAAAUCGCUCUGCUCCAAAACUGUUGCCGACGCAGCAGCCGCAGCCGCAGCCGCAGACGGCGCCGCCGCCAGCAGCUGAACCGCAGCUGAAGCCACCGCGUAAAUCCGCUGGCUGCAAUGCCACGCCCAUGCCCACCAAAAGAAGCGGCUCCGAUCUGCAUAGCAAGACGCCGCGCAAGUCCAAACCCUGGCGCUGAAAUUUGUUAACCAACGCACACACACACACACACACACACACACGCACAUACAUAUAUAUUUUUUAUAGCUCUCGCAUGCAAUUUAUUUGACAUAUUCGUAUUUGAUUUCCUAAUUUUAUGUACGUGGUCUAGGCUAAACUAUUUAGAAUAUAAAUGCAAG
Molecule: messenger RNA, 1588 nt
Organism: Drosophila busckii
Lineage: Eukaryota; Metazoa; Arthropoda; Insecta; Diptera; Drosophilidae
Exons: 3
Coding region: 187-1428 (413 amino acids)
Source: RefSeq, a predicted model, not a curated record